CCGCAGCGUCGAGGGUUCCCUGCGUCCCCCACCCCCCAGGUCGGUCUCUGUGAGCGCCUCUCUCCGUGUCGGCUUGUUGUUGCCUCAGGAGCUGCGCAGCCCUGCAGAGGAGCCGAGCCGAGCCGAGCCGAGCGGCUGCAGGGACCCGGCAGGCGGCUGCAGGCAGGCGGCCAGGAGCUGGAGCGCCGACGACAGUACACRAAAAACCCAACUCUAACCUUGGGAGUAUUUUACGACCAGACUGGACUACAUUUCCCAUGAUUCCAUACCGGAAGUGGACAUCGGAACGGAAGUCAUGCGAAGGGUGAGCCGACAGGCCUGUGAGGAGGGCCCGGUGCUGGAGGACCAGGAGACGGAGGGUCAGCGCCAGCUGCACAGCCUCCUCCUGCAUCAGCUGCACACCMACGUGGACAUCGACCGAUGUGUGGCCAAGAGGCAGUGCUUCGCCCCGGCAGCUCUCUAUCAGCCGUUUGGGGAGCAGGCAGCCGGAGUGAGAAGCCUCUCCCAGUUUCAGGCUCUGCAGGACGGAGAGAAAGAACUGGCCAGCCUGCGGGAACUGGGCCUCAMUGACGCUGAGAUCCAGCUGUGGCGRAGCAGAGACGCUCAGGAGGCGACAGAGAAGUCCCACGGUGUGUGCGCCGCUCCAGACGCCAGGCAGCAGCGUCUUCAGGUGAUCCGAGACAAGAUGGAAGCCAGAGCAGAGCUCYUGUCCCGCCCCCAACGCUUCGCCUCCAGCCGGCCCCUGUCCCGCCGCCAGAUGGAGAUCGAACAGGCGUUGUUCCAGGGAAACGACCGCCUGGGCUUCCUCACGGCGCUCUACCAUCGAGAUGAAGAAAACAAGAGAAGCCAGCAGGGGGCGUCGUCCUCUGACCCGAUGGACUCCGUCUACAGAGACGUUCUCAGCUGCCAGAAACGAGCUUCACUGCAGGACACAGAGGAACAACACAGCACUGCGUCUGACCAAUCAGGAGGCUCCCAGAGCCACGACAGCCAAUCAGCAGACACGCCUGACCUCCAAGGAGAACUAAGGCCAGGUUCAAACACAUCAGAGCAACYGGAUCGACCUGCAGCCCCGCGCGUUCAGAUCCGUUUAAACCAGCCAAUCGGCAGUCUGUGUGGAGCAGCGGGGGCGGGGCUAGACAGACCUCUGACCRUCAGAGGGAUUAUCGAGGAGCUGACGGACGAAGAAAUCCUGCAGAACCGCGAAUCUGAGGAGGGGAUCCGGAGCAUCCCGAGGUUCAGAAACUACCAGCCAGGAAACCCCUCCAAGGUUCUGUGUGUGAAGAACCUGAGCCCGCAGGCCUCAGUGGCCCAGUUAGUGGCGCUGUUCUCCAGGUUCGAACAGAACWACGGAUCCCCGGUCCUGUACCGACUGCUGACGGGUCGGCUGAAGGGUCAGGCCUUCGUCACCCUGCCAGACGUGGAAACGGCCCAGAAUGCCUUGCUGCUGGUCCACGGCUUCCGGCUGCUCGGGAAACCGCUGGUGGUUGAGUUUGGUCGAGAACGAGAGGAAGAGAAACAGAAGCAGCAGAAAUAAAGACUUUAUUCAUUAUCAUGUAAAUAAAACGAUGAGAAAAUGUCGUUAUAGAUAACAUUUAUCUUUUCUGUCUUUGUUAUAUUAAUAAAUAUUUUUGAUACAA
This is a messenger RNA of Austrofundulus limnaeus, 1640 nucleotides long. It is a transcript of the gene rbm41, whose product is annotated as RNA binding motif protein 41. Gene Ontology annotation, cellular component: U12-type spliceosomal complex. Bases 296 to 1537 code for a protein of 413 amino acids. The record is from RefSeq and is a predicted model, not a curated record. NCBI's taxonomy places the organism in Eukaryota, Metazoa, Chordata, Actinopteri, Cyprinodontiformes, Rivulidae. Gene Ontology annotation, biological process: mRNA splicing, via spliceosome. The transcript is spliced from 9 exons. Gene Ontology annotation, molecular function: U12 snRNA binding; pre-mRNA intronic binding.